GUUAAGCCCUGGGUCUCAUAAACCAAACCAAACCGCCAGAAGCCGAGUUGAGAGAGUGAGAGGGGGAUACAGUGUGAAGAGAAGAUGGCGACCCAAGCCAUGGAUUGUGCUGUGAGAAGUCAUCCAUUAUCAAUUGGCUACGCUUCCAAAUCUCCCAAAUUUAGGGUUUCCACUGUCAGAUGCUCCUCUGCUUCUCUCUACAUGGACGGUGCUGCCCUUGGCUUGGGAGAAAGACCUUGGAAGGUAGCAGAUGCCAGACUUGUCCUGGAAGAUGGUUCUAUUUGGAGGGCGAAGUCAUUUGGUGCUUCAGGAACCCAAAUUGGUGAAUUGGUUUUCAAUACAUCUUUAACGGGGUAUCAGGAGAUUCUUACAGACCCUAGUUACGCUGGCCAGUUUGUCUUGAUGACAAACCCUCAUAUUGGCAAUACCGGUGUUAAUUUUGAUGAUGAAGAAUCAAGACAGUGCUUCCUCGGUGGUUUGGUAAUAAGAAGUUUAAGUAUCAGUACUUCAAAUUGGAGAAGCACAAAAACACUUGGUGAUUAUUUAGCAGAAAGGAACAUUAUGGGAAUAUAUGAUGUUGAUACACGUGCAAUUACCCGAAGAUUGAGACAAGAUGGAAGCCUUAUAGGUGUACUCAGCACAGACAAAGUUAAAUCAGAUGAGGAACUUGUAGAAAUGUCUCGUACUUGGGACAUUGUUGGUGUGGACUUAAUAAGUGGUGUCUCCUGCAAAGCCCCUUAUCAUUGGAGUGAUAAUACAGAUCCAGAGUGGGAUUUUAAUUCCAAGUGGAGAGAUGGAGAGACCUUCCAUGUCAUUGCAUAUGAUUUCGGUAUCAAGCAUAAUAUACUGAGGCGCUUGGCAUCCUAUGGAUGUAAAAUCACUGUUGUCCCUUCAACAUGGCCAUCGUCAGAGACUCUAAAGAUGAAACCAGAUGGAGUCAUAUUCAGCAAUGGCCCGGGAGAUCCAUCUGCUGUUCCAUAUGCAGUUGAAACAGUCAGGGAUAUAAUUGGAAAGGUUCCUGUUUUUGGAAUUUGCAUGGGGCAUCAGUUGCUUGGUCAGGCAUUGGGUGGUAAAACCUUUAAAAUGAAAUUUGGUCACCAUGGAGGAAAUCAUCCAGUCCGUAACCUUAGGAAAAACCGUGUUGAGAUAAGUGCUCAGAAUCAUAACUAUGCUGUUGACCCUGCAUCACUUCCCGAGGGUGUGGAAGUGACUCAUGUCAAUCUCAAUGAUGGAAGCUGUGCUGGUCUUGCGUUUCCUCAACUAAAACUCGUGUCUCUUCAGUACCACCCUGAAGCAUCUCCAGGACCUCAUGAUUCAGAUUCUGCUUUUGGGGAAUUUAUAUGGCUUAUGAAGCAAGAAAAACAAAAUGCAUGAGAAAAAUCUGCACCAACAUACAUGGUUUGAUGGGGGCUCAGUGGAAAUAGUUGCAAUGUUGGUAGUAGGAAUGUGACGAUGAUGAAGAAGGUGAUGAGGGAAACUUGUACUGAAAUUCAAAGCAACUGCAACACAUAAUGAGGUCAGUGGUGGAAGUUGCUUUUUGUUGUCAACAUUGGCUAAAGCAUGCCAAGAAAUUUUGUAAAAGAGUAAUAAUCCGUCAAGUUUGUUAGUUUCUAUGAAAUAGGUUCAAUAUAUAUAUAUAUAUAUAUGUUGGUCUAAUUUGCUACAUUAACCAGUCCUUGAAGGUAUGUAUUACGAUUGGACAAUAUAGUUUCUCCUAAGAACAGUCUUGAUGGUUAAAGAGCAUUCCUUCAUGUGUUCACAUUUGUUGAACUUUGAA
This is a messenger RNA of Cornus florida, 1777 nucleotides long. RefSeq names its product carbamoyl-phosphate synthase small chain, chloroplastic-like. The transcript is spliced from 10 exons. Gene Ontology annotation, molecular function: carbamoyl-phosphate synthase (glutamine-hydrolyzing) activity. Lineage: Eukaryota; Viridiplantae; Streptophyta; Magnoliopsida; Cornales; Cornaceae. Gene Ontology annotation, cellular component: carbamoyl-phosphate synthase complex; cytoplasm. The record is from RefSeq and is a predicted model, not a curated record. Gene Ontology annotation, biological process: L-glutamine metabolic process; L-arginine biosynthetic process; 'de novo' pyrimidine nucleobase biosynthetic process. The coding region runs from base 85 to 1374 and encodes 429 amino acids.